Messenger RNA from Orycteropus afer afer, 1821 nucleotides. NCBI's taxonomy places the organism in Eukaryota, Metazoa, Chordata, Mammalia, Tubulidentata, Orycteropodidae. The record is from RefSeq and is a predicted model, not a curated record.
AUGCUGCUAUCUCCACUGCCACUGCCGCUGCUGCUGCUGCUGCUCCCAGACCCCUGGUCGGCCGGCGGCCACCCUCCGUACCUGCGCCUGCCCCCCAGCACCUUGCAAGUUCUGUCGGUGCAAGGCACGAAGGCACUGCAGGCUGCCCAGAGGAGUGCCCGCUGGGCGGUACAGCGGGUGACCAUGGAGAUCCAGCAGCGAAUGCAGGAGUGUCAGGCCUCAGGACCUCGGGGUUCCAGGCCUCAAGCCCCCCUCCUCCAGAACCCACCUGAGCCAGGGCCGUGUGGCGAGCGGCGCCCAGGGACCGCUAAUGCGACGCGGGCUCACGGUCGCAUCGUGGGGGGCAGCGCGGCGCCACCGGGGGCUUGGCCCUGGCUGGUGAGGCUGCAGCUCGGCGGGCAGCCUCUGUGCGGCGGUGUCCUGGUGGCAGCGUCCUGGGUGCUCAGCGCAGCGCAUUGCUUCACCGACGCCCCGAACGAACUUCUGUGGACAGUGACACUGGCCGAAGGACCCCGGGGCGAGCAGGGGGAGGAGGUGCUGGUGAACCGCAUCUUGCCCCACCCCAAGUUUGACCCGCGGACCUUCCUCAACGACCUGGCCCUGGUGCAGCUAUGGACGCCCGCGAGCCCGACGGGGCCGGCGCGCCCCGUGUGCCUGCCCCAGGCGCCCCGGGAGCCCCCUGCCGGCACUGCCUGCGCCAUUGCGGGCUGGGGGGCCCUCUUCGAAGACGGGCCUGAGGCUGGGGCGGUUUGGGAGGCUCUCGUGCCCCUGCUCAGCACCAACACCUGCCGAAGGGCCCUGGGGCCCGGGCUGCGCCCCAGCACCAUGCUCUGUGCCGGCUACCUGGCAGGGGGCAUCGACUCGUGCCAGGGCGACUCUGGAGGGCCCCUGACCUGUUCCGAGCCCGGCCCGCGUCCCAGGGAGGUCUUGUACGGAGUCACCUCCUGGGGGGACGGCUGUGGGGAGCCAGGGAAGCCUGGGGUCUACACCCGCGUGGCGGUGUUCAGAGACUGGCUCCGGGAGCAGAUGACGGCUCCCUCCAGCCGCGAGCCCAGCUGCAGGGAGCUUCUGGCCGCGGACCCACCGGACGAGCUGCUGGCUGUCGCGGCGCCGGCCUGCGCCUUCUACGCGCGCCCAUGCGAGGGGUCCGGGGGAGCUUGUGAGCGCCGGGCGCACCAACAGUGCCUGCAGCGCCGGCGACGAUGCGAACUGCGCUCGCUGGCGCACACCCUGCUAGGCCUGCUUCGUGGCGCUCAGGAGCUGAUCGGUCCUCGCCCGGGGCUGCGGCGCCAGGCCCCGGCCCGCCCCGCGCCAUUGCUCCGGGAGCCGCCAGGGCACCCGGCCCUCGAGCAGCGGGCGCACCCAGGAUCGCGGGCUGCAGGCAUGCGCUCCUGGAGGCGGAGACCAGAGCAGCGCCGGGAAACGAACGGCUGUCCUGGGCUUGAGCCCCUGAGAAAGAAGUUGGCAACCCUUCAGGGCAGCCAUGCCUGGAUCCUCCGGAUGCCCUCUGAACGCCUGGCCAUGGACUUCCAUGAGGUCCUGGCCGAUCUGGGCUCCAAGACACUGAGCGGGCUCUUCAGAGCUUGGGUGCAGGCAGGCCUCGGGGGCCGGCGCCUGGUCUUUGGCAGCCUGGUGGGCCUGGAGCCUGCCACGCUGGCUCGGAGCCUGCCCCGACUGCUGGCCCAAGCCCUGCAGGCCUUCCGCUUGGCAGCUUGGGCAGAGGAGGAGCUUGAGAGACCCUGGAGGGGGCAGGGUCAUGGGCUGGGGGGCAAGGGGCAGCACCCACCCAGCCCUCAGCUUCCUCGGGCCAGGUGGCCGUGA